Messenger RNA from Onychostoma macrolepis, 2679 nucleotides. RefSeq lists its product as uncharacterized. Bases 52 to 858 code for a protein of 268 amino acids. Gene Ontology annotation, biological process: generation of catalytic spliceosome for second transesterification step. The transcript is spliced from 5 exons. The record is from RefSeq and is a predicted model, not a curated record. Lineage: Eukaryota; Metazoa; Chordata; Actinopteri; Cypriniformes; Cyprinidae.
CGUCUGUCCAUCCUUGUCACGUGACUCCGUGUUGACGGAAAUGCUUCAGGAAUGGCGAGAAACGAAGAGAAACAGUUUGGAAAAUUGAAUCGACUGUGGCUCCAGAAAGAGAGAGAGGAGGGUCGCAUUAAAGAUGUUAACGUGUCAAGGCCAAAGCUUGCAACUUUAAACUCAGUGGCAGCAGUGAAGAAGUGGAUGCCGAGCAUCAAGAAGGAGAUUGAAUACUAUCUGCAGCAGUCGCAGUUAUCUCACUACCCAGAGAGGAAGAUAGAUGAGUUCCGUCUGCAUAUUGAGGAACUGGAGACCGAAUACAAACGCUUCCUAAAGAAACUACGCUCUCUGGACCCUACCUGCAAACACAAGCCUUGGGAACCUCGAGCAUAUGCCAAGAGGAGGCAGGAUCCAGUCAGCAAUCAAAACACCUCUAAAAAACUGUGCCUCUACAGCCCAAGCGGCCCUUGCAGAGAGGAAGAGGAUGUUAAUGAGGACAACAACCCAGAGGAAGCAGGAAACCACAUAUCUCGCAGUAAUAUACAAGAACUACGCACCCCAUCAGCUCCUGCUACCACCCAAGCCUCUGACCCCCCAGACCAGGACCUCCCGCUGUGCUUCGAUCAGUCCCGACUCGCUGUGGCAGUGGCCAGUUCACGUGUGGCUCUCGCCGCACAGCAGCAGGACACCGGUACACUGACACGAGUGCUGCUCACCGGUCUGCCCAACCUCCACUGCCUCCCGCUAGCACAGACAGCAGCAAAAGAAGCAACAUGUCAGCCCCCCAGUGCUGAAACAGCCCAGAGUAAAACUGAACAUUUACUAGGACUCGGCUGCUACUCGUCGUCCUCCGAUGAGGAGAUCUAGUUUAGUGAAAUGAAACUUCAGUUUGUGAAAUUAUUAAAUAUCAUUAUGCUCAUUAGCUGAUGAAACAUAGUUAUUUUAUUAUUAUUAUUAUUAUUAUUAUUAUUAUGUUUUCAGUUGAAUACAUGGUGCUGCACAUUUAAAGGGAUAGUUUACUCAUAAAUGAAAAGUGUCAUCAUUUACUCACCAUCAUGUUGUUCCAAACUCAUAAGACUUUGGAAGAUCUUCGGAAACACAAAUGAGGAUAUUUUUAAUGAAAUCUGAAAGGUUUAUGUCCCUCCAUUGAAAGUCCAGGUAACCAAAAACGGAAUCGACCAGCUUAAAUAUGUUUUUUUAUGGAUGAACAGAUUUAAUUUGCACACACAAGAACCAGUGAGGGAUUUGCUGUAUGUUUGUGUGUUUUAUAUGUAAAUAAAAGCCUAUAUUUACUCUGUUCAUCAAAUAAAGAGGCUUGGAUUAAACCACUCAAUUAAUAUGGAUUUGUUUUAUGGAUCUUUUUAAGCUUUGGUUACCUGGUCUUUCAAUGGAGAGACAGAAACAUUAAAAAUAUCUUAAUCUGUGUUCCGAAGAUGAACUUAUGAGUUUGAGAGUGAGUAAUUGAUGACAGAAUUUUAAUUUUUGGGUGGACUAUCCCUUUAACAUUUGAUAUUCAAAAUAUAUCUGAUGCAUGAAAGUGAAACUUGAAAGCAAACAUUUUCGAGUGAAACCUGAAAGCUGUAAAUCACCUGUGUUCAUGUGUUUAUACUGUUUGUCUUAACCUUGUUUAUUCCGGCUAUGAAUGUGUUAAGAAGAGAACGAAAAUGGUUGAUGUGUGGUUAGAGUAGAAUACCGAAUGGGAUGUAAGUGAUAACUUGUCAGAAACAAAAUAUGAACUGUUUACUGUUAAGUACAUCUUCGGGAUCUAUAAAGUUUCAAUUUCAACCACAAAGGUUUUUGCAGGUUGUUGCCACAUUUUAAGUGACAUAACAAACAUUCUGUUCGCAUUAAAUUCACUUGUACUUGACAAAAUAAGUCAUGUACUGGUGCUUUAAAAAAUACAGAAAACAAAACACUGAUCUGAAGACCCGUUAAUGUAACAGUUCAAGAACGGCCUUUUUAAAAAAUCAUUAAAGCACCAUGAAGUCAAUUCAAGAAUCCAAUUCGCUGAAAAAUGCUCUUUGAUGAGCUUAAAAGUGUACAGAACCAUUUAUGUGAGAGUAUUGCUAUACUAACCCCAAAGUUUCAGAUUGACAUGAGUUUUGAUAAUGCGUGCACCACAACAGCCCUGAUUAGAAUGACUGUGAGACUUUUAAAAGUUCAGUAUGUGCAAAGAUGCUGAGUCAGAGAGAGACAGAAAGAUGUCUAUGUUCACCAAAAAAUACAUAAUUUUUCCUACAGUUUGGUAAGAGAACUAGGGCUUUGCGCUGCUGCCCACGGUCCGACCCCAAAACCCCUCAUACAUCAGCAGCAAGAACUGCUUAGCAAGCAACACUUCUGGGAAACUGAGCAAGAGAUGAGCGUUGUUACCAAGCAGCAGUGGUGAUGUCUUACUCAUUCAGAAUGCAUUUGUGUGACUUCUAGCACCAUUGGCUACAUUUGCUCACACGGCAGACAGGGUUUCCCAUACCUGUGAGGUGAAGUAAGAAAACUGAUGCAACUACUGCACACGUCAGUUGUCAAAUAAGCCAAUGUUUCCUCUGCGGAAUUUACAACAAAAGAUUUUUGGCUUUUUUUUGUCAUCCAUGACAUUGAAAUGCCUUGGAAAAGGCGUUGCUUGCAGUAUAUGUUUUGAAUUUCCCACAAUGGUACAAUGACUGGUCAUGAUGUGUGUAUUUGAACACAUAU